GGAAAUCUUUUGGGGGAUCCAAGUUUGUCUAUAUAUGGUCUUAUCUUCUAAUCUUGAGUAGAACUGCCAUGCGACAGCUUGCGAAAACAACUGAGCCUACCCUCGACAUCGAUACGCUCACAAAACGCUUGGCCGACGUUGCUGAAGGCCCGAACACCCCUCGUGAAUACACCCGACGGGGGUCGCGCGAUAGGAAUUCCAAUUCUACCUUGUCUCCUUCAUCGUCUGAUGAUAGAAAUAUGGAGCUGCUGCGUCUUGAAGAGCUCCUUCAGCACGGCGGUAGGCCUGUGGCGCUCGACAUUGCGUCGCUAACUGAGAGUGAGCGAAAGGAACUCCCGUGGUUGAGUGGCCCAUGGUUCAGAAGUCACUCCCGGUCCAGCAAUGAAGUGCCCAGAAUUUUUGCCGUACAAGCCAAUCGCUGGUGGGCAAGCUUCCCUCCUACAUCUACAGGUACCCCACCUUUUGGGUGCCUAACCACCAAAAACCCUCACUCUGUUUGACUAGCUAUCAGACAAA
Molecule: messenger RNA, 516 nt
Organism: Trichoderma harzianum CBS 226.95
Lineage: Eukaryota; Fungi; Ascomycota; Sordariomycetes; Hypocreales; Hypocreaceae
Exons: 1
Coding region: 69-500 (143 amino acids)
Source: RefSeq, a predicted model, not a curated record